AUGGAGCAGAUGGAGUUGGCGGUGGAGCACGACGACGGCGUUGCGUGCCUCCCGAGCGCGGACGUCGUCGGGGGCGAGGCCUGCUUCAUCACAGGAUGGGGCACCCUCUCCUUCGGCGGUUCGCAGCCGGACCUGCUGCAGGAGGCGCAGGUGCGCAUCACCAGCAACGCGGAGUGCAGCGCCGCUUACGGUGACGGCAAAAUCACUGAUGGCAUGGUGUGCGCGCAGGGUAUCAACGAUGCUGGCGAGGUCACAGACGCUUGCCAGGGCGACAGCGGUGGACCUCUCGUGUGCGCAACUGAUGGGGACGCCUAUGUAUUGCACGGGGCGACCUCGUGGGGCGACGGCUGCGCUGACGCCAGGUAUCCAGGAGUGUGGGCUCGGGUGAACCAUGUGCGUGCUUGGAUUGACGAGCUGAUGGGAUUCACUAUAUCACCGACCCCAGCGCCGCCGCCGACGCCAGGUCCUCCUCCAACACCUGCCCCACAUCCAACUCCUGCGCCACAGCACAUGUGGGCCAACGUCCUCGGGCAGUGUACCCUGGACGGCACCUGCGUGCAGAGCCUGAACUACCCGCAGGAUUAUGGCACAGAUCAGAGUUGUACUGUAGAGAUCGAUGAGUUGCGGGCAGCACCCAUCGUGGCUGUGGGCUUUGAGACCGAGCAGUAUUUCGACACCGUGACAGUGAACGGACAGGCUUAUUCUGGGACGUCAGGGCCCAGCGGCGUUACCCCGACAACGGACUUGCUUUGGUCGUCAGAUUUCAUUGUCGGAAAUAUCGGAUGGAGACUGUGCAUGCCAGCGUUAACACCUGCACCGCCACCAGCACCAGCUCCAGAGCACAUGUGGGCAAGCAUGUUCGGCCCCUGCGAGCUGAACGGCUUUUGCGUGCAGAGCCCGAAUUACCCGAAUAAUUACAGCGCGCAGCAGGCGUGCACCAUAGACAUCCACUUACAGGUGGCAGCGCCCAUCAUGGUGGAGAGUUUCUACACAGAGUUAUUUUCUGACAUACUCACCGUGAGCGGAGUAGAGUACUCUGGAAAUGUAGGGCCCAGCGGCAUCACCCCAACAGCUGCAAUCGUGUGGACGUCCGAUUCGUCUGUUGAAAUGAGUGGUUGGAAGUUGUGCAUGGUUGAAUCUCCAGUAACGCAUAUUCCACCGACCACGUCGACCAUGACCACAAUCUCGCAGACAGCCACCUUGACGUCGACUCGGACAAGCACUACUACGCUGCUAUACACUGUGAGCAGCUCAAUGGAGUUCGAAUGCUCAGGCACCCUGGAAAAGGUGGUAUCUGCGGCGACGGCGCACCUCCUGGACACGUAUUAUCGAAUGAGGAACAGUUGA
Molecule: messenger RNA, 1347 nt
Organism: Prorocentrum cordatum
Lineage: Eukaryota; Dinophyceae; Prorocentrales; Prorocentraceae
Source: the annotation of a GenBank genome assembly